GCAAUUCUGGAAAACCAGGACUCAGGGGAAACUGAAUUCCACCAAGAUGAUGUUGUUUAUAGAAGAAGAACACAGAGGAGUGCCAUGAGCUGUGGUGGAAAUUGCUACUGGCCCAGAUCAGAAGAUGGCCUGGUCAAGAUCCCAGUUAAUAUCUCUCCUGAGUUUUCUAUGGAGCACAAGGAUGUGAUAAUUGAAGCUAUGAAAGAAUUUGUCACCCUGACAUGUAUCCGGUUUAUCAAACACACAGUAGAAUAUGACUACAUAAACGUUGUCCCUGGAGAUAGAUGCUGGUCCUACUUUGGAAAGAUUGGAGGCAGACAGCAACUCAGUUUGUUGAAACAUGGCUGCAUAUAUAAAGGAUUGAUUCAGCAUGAGCUCAACCAUGCACUAGGUUUUCUACAUGAACAAGCCCGGAGCGACCGAGAUAACUAUGUUAAAAUCAACUUGGAAUAUGUUGCCGAAGGAGAACAGGGGAAUUUUGAGAAAGAGAACACAACCAAUCUGGGUCUGCCAUAUGACUAUGAUUCAGUUAUGCAUUAUGGCGCGUAUGAUUUUUCUAAUACUGCUGGAAAACCAACCAUUGUCCCCAUUCCUAAUGGAUCUGUACCAAUUGGUCAGAGAGUAGGGCUGAGCAACUUGGAUGUGAAAAAAAUCAAUAAGCUCUACAAUUGCAAUUAUUGUAGCACUGUGCUACGUAAUCCAAGUGGCCAUUUCUGCUCCGAUAAUUACCCCCAUUCAUAUCCCAACAAUGUCACAUGCCUGUGGCUCAUCCAAAAUCUACAAGGAAAGGUCUUCUUGAGUUUUCAUGUUCUUGAUCUCCAAAAUUCCCCAAACUGCUCCUCUGAUUACAUCCGAAUUUAUGAUGGAAGCAGUAGAGAAGGCCAGAUUCUCAUUGACAAGUUUUGUGGGACAGGGCAAUUACCUGCUGUGGUGGCUUCUGGGAACACAAUGCUUGUGGAAUUUGUAAGUGAUGAGGAUGAGACUGCAAGAGGGUUCAUGGCCUCCUACACACAUGUAAAAUGUGGAGGAACAUUCACUAAUACUUCAGGAGCCAUUACUACUCCAAACUUUCCUAAAAGAUACCCUCCAAAUCAAGCUUGCCUGUGGAUUAUUAGUGCUCCUCCAGAAAACAAGAUAUCUUUAACCAUGACCUCUUUUGAACUGGAAGACAUUGAUGGCUGUAGAUAUGACAGACUUGUCCUUUAUGAUGGCAGCCAAAACAGUUCUCCACUUAUUGGCACUUUCUGUGGAAAAAUGGAAGUUCCCCGCUACACUUCAACUGAGAACUUUCUUCGUAUAGAGUUUUACACCGACUUUGCUUUUCAGUUUUCUGGAUUCAAACUGGACUACUCAAUUGAUUAA
Messenger RNA from Python bivittatus (Burmese python), 1362 nucleotides. RefSeq names its product embryonic protein UVS.2-like. Gene Ontology annotation, biological process: proteolysis. The record is from RefSeq and is a predicted model, not a curated record. Gene Ontology annotation, molecular function: zinc ion binding; metalloendopeptidase activity. NCBI's taxonomy places the organism in Eukaryota, Metazoa, Chordata, Lepidosauria, Squamata, Pythonidae.